This is a messenger RNA of Arabidopsis lyrata subsp. lyrata, 984 nucleotides long. RefSeq lists its product as uncharacterized. The record is from RefSeq and is a predicted model, not a curated record. NCBI's taxonomy places the organism in Eukaryota, Viridiplantae, Streptophyta, Magnoliopsida, Brassicales, Brassicaceae. The transcript has a single exon. The coding region runs from base 1 to 984 and encodes 327 amino acids.
AUGGCUGAUGGAGAUGAAGUCCCCCAGGAUGCUAUCAUGCAAAUGCUCACAGGUAUGAGAGAGGAGAUGAGAGGAAUUGGAGACCGGGUUGGAAGAUUGGAACAACCUCCACCACCUCAGCCUAGAGCUGGAGAGAGGAAUGUUCAAGCUAGGAGAAACAUCCGUGAAGAGGAUGAUGAGAUUCUGGACGUGGAGGAAGAUGACAUACCCCCUGAUCCUUUGUUGCGCCAACACCAACGAAGAGAAGACCCUCUGAGAAUGAAUCAAGCUAGACGAGUAGAACCUCGUGACACUUACAAAGACCUGAAACUAACACCACCUACUUUUGCAGGAAAAUCUGAUCCAGAGGUCUACAUGGAUUGGGAGAGACGUCUAGAGCAUAUAUUUGAGUGUUAUAGCUAUGGAGAACGCAGGAAAGUAGCUGUUGCAGCCGCGCAGCUCACUGACAAUGCACUCGCAUGGUGGGACAGAAACGUGGCUGAGAGAAGGAGGCAACGUUUUGGACCAGUAGUGACAUGGAGUGACAUGAAAUACCUUCUACGGCUUAGGUAUGUUCCUGAACACUACCAUAGAGACUUACAAAAACGUUUUCGUAAGUUGUCUCAGGGAACCAGAAGCGUAGAUGAGUACUUUGAGGAAUUUGAGAAGCUUAUGAACUCCCUAGAGCUAGAGGAGUCUGAGGAAGCAUUGAUGGCCCAAUUCAUAGACGGCCUGCAAGAAAGAAUUCAAAGGAAGGUAGAGAGGGCGCAGUAUAGUGGGUUGCAUGAGCUGUUGCAUCUAGCUGCCCAAGUAGAACAACAGAUAAAGCGUAAGACGAACUUCUCCAGUCGCAACAAGACAUCUCAAACAUGGGCGUCUAGCAGCUCAAAACCUGUAGAUAAAGGGAAGAACGUGGAGAUUGAUUCUCGGUUCAAGAAGAACAAUGCUGAGACAUCCAAAACCAACAGACCUGAGCAAGGUAAGUUUCCCAAUAAUAACUCUUGA